GAAAAUAAAGACAAUUAGACAAUAUUGAAACAUAAAGCUCCUAAAAGUGAAAAUGGGCAAGUGUUAAUAGACAUGGAGAAAACAAUGCAGGCGCAAUCCUUGAAUAAUAACACAUGCUGGGUGUGCUUAGUGCCGCCAUGGGGGUUCACAGACUUAUCGGAAGAGAAACUGUAUCUGGCCUAUACGGAGCGGCAAAGGGAAGGAGCGGUACUACGACUGCUUGCCAUCGGAUUGUUAUUCCAAAUUUUUGCUGCGAUUGUUCCCGGCGAGAGUAACCUUUACUUCGCUUAUACAUUUGUAGGCAUUGCGUUAUUAGUCAAUAUAAUACUUGUAGUGGUGUACGCCCUCGUUCGACGAGCACGUUACCUACUGAACCACAUUGCAUGGCUUGUCAUCUGGGCUCAGCUUCUGAUAAGCGUGUCACGGCGCAUUGGAGAUUCCUACAACGAGUUGCUCGGUUGGGCUGUCGUCUUGCAAUAUUUUACGGUUGCAACAUUACCCUUUCAUUAUGUGGUACUGUUACUCUAUAGUUUGCUUUCAUUAUCGGGGUAUAUUUUAGUUCAAUAUUACCUGGCUAUCACAACGGAAAAAAGGCUUCCCGAAGACUUUUUUAGUCAGCAAUUAGCAAAUGGUGCCUUACUGAUGGGAGUUACGAUUUUGGGAGGAGUCGCAUAUAUAGUUGGAGAACGACAACAAAGAAGUUCUUUCCAAGAAACAAAACGAAGCUUACGUGAUAAACUCACCAUCGAACAACAAAGUAAAGAACAGGAGAGACUGCUGCUGUCGGUGCUUCCCGAACAUGUCGCCGUUCAAAUGAGACAGGAACUAGGACUUAUCGACACACAAUUUAAAAAGAUUUACAUGUCGCGACAUGAAAAUGUUAGCAUACUGUACGCUGACAUCGUGGGCUUCACGGCAAUUUCAUCUACAUAUUCAGCCCAAGACCUAGUUGCAAUUCUAAAUGAGCUAUUUGCUCGAUUCGAUCGACUCGCUGAGAAAUACAAUCAACUACGAAUCAAAAUCCUGGGAGAUUGCUACUAUUGCAUUAGCGGCGCACCACUGGAGCGGCCGGAUCAUGCCGUUCUUUGCGUUCACAUGGGAUUAUCGAUGGUCAAAGCGAUAAAAUAUGUGCAACAAAUAACAAACUCACCGGUGGACAUGCGCGUGGGCAUUCACACUGGCGCAGUGCUGGCCGGGGUCCUGGGUCAGAGGCAGUGGCAGUUCGACGUCUACUCGCGCGAUGUCGAACUUGCUAACAAGAUGGAGAGCAGUGGAAAGGCGGGACGCGUGCACGUAUCUGAGAUGACUUUGAACUUUCUCAAUGAUGAGUUCGAAGUGGAGCCCGCGUACGGGGAGCGGCGCGAGGAAAUGUUACGUCAGGCCGGCAUCAAAACCUAUUUCAUAGUGCGUGUCCUUAAACCGUUUCAGAGCGGCCGCGCUAGAAAUAUGCCGGACGAUGAGGAAGUCGAGGCAAGAGACAGCGAGGACACGCUGUCUGAUAUGCGGGACGACGACGAGGACUCUGUUCUAUCGCCACAAGACGAGAGCGAGAGCAACGAAGAAUCGAAAAUACUCGCCAUGUUAGAAGAAGAACUCGUUAAUAGAGAUGAUGAUAAGGAGCUAGCAGACGCGACGAAUUUUUGCCUCAAGUUCAAGUCCAUCGAGGCAGAGUCUGCGUUCACGCUUCGCACGGACGUGUGCCCCCAGGCUGCGAUGUUGCCCCCGCUGGUACUGCUACCGGCGGUGGCGGCCGUGGCCAGCUUCGCCACACCGUCUGCCUGGUCGCUGCACGCCGUCUACCUCGCCCUCGAGCUCGAGAUCGGCCUCGUUAACGUUUUAUACUACGCCUGCUACAAAUACACACAGUUUAAGAAAAAGACAGUAAGUCCGAUGUGGAAGUUGACAUGCAGCAUAUUCAACGUAACGAUGUUCGUAACUGCAAAUGUUACUACCAUGGUGAUCUGCGGAGAUUUCGACACCGCGCUAUCCGCGGACGGACUGCGGGAGGACGCGCCGGCGCGCGGCGGGGCGCGCCGCUGCAUGCAUCCCUCCUAUUAUUACCAUAUGGGCGCGGGCGCGGCGUGCUGCACACUGUGGCCGGCGUUGGUGGGCGGCACGAUGCGCUUCGCAUACCUGGUGUCGAUGGCGCUAAUGCACACGCUGCCCGCUCUCUACGUUCCCGACUUGCUCGCUCCGCGCAACCGCGCCCGCGACCCCUAUCACACCCUGCUACAUCAUGCGAACACAACACACUACGCCGAUCAAUUCCUCUCCGUAAUGGUGCAUCUCCAUAGUGCCAGAAACAUCAUCAUGUUAUUCAUCAUAGCGAUCGCUCUUGUGGUAUAUAAUCGAUACAGCGAGUCGUUGGAGCGCGCGCGGCACUCGCGCGGGGAGCGCAUGCGCGCGCAGGCGGAGCAGGCGAUCGACCUGCGGCGGCGCAACCAGGCGCUGGUGCACAACGUGCUGCCGCCGCACGUCGCCAGCCACUUCAUGGGCGCGCGCCACCACCACCGCGACCUCUACAGCCAGAGCUACGCUGAAGUCGGCGUGCUAUUCGCCUCCAUGCCCAACUUCUCAGAGUUCUAUUCUGAAGAAACUGUGAACAAUCAAGGGCUGGAAUGUCUGCGGUUUUUGAACGAAGUAAUCUCUGACUUUGACCUGUUACUGGAAGAUUCCAAGUUCAGCAAGGAUAUAAUAAAAAUCAAAACUAUAAGUUCGACGUACAUGGCUGCAUCAGGCCUAAAUCCCACUCGACAGAUGCAGCCGUCCGAUGGUGUCCUCGUGCGCUGGGCUCAUCUCGCGUGCCUCGUGGAAUUUGCACUGGAACUGCAGAGAGUUUUGACAGCCAUCAAUGAGCAGUCAUUCAACCACUUCGUGUUACGUCUCGGAGUUAAUCACGGGCCGAUCACCGCGGGCGUGAUAGGCGCCCGCAAGCCGCACUAUGACAUAUGGGGCAAUACUGUCAACGUCGCAUCUCGCAUGGAGAGCACUGGCAAAGCAGGGUGUAUUCAGGUGACGGAAGAAACAUGUCAAAUUCUCCAGUGUUUUGGGUAUUAUUUUGAGCAGCGCGGGCUCGUGGCUGUCAAAGGCAAGGGACAGUUGAUGACAUAUUACUUACAAGGCAAACGCGACUCUGUCACCGGUGAACCAGAGAAAUCUAUGAUGGAGGACCCGUGCGAGGCAGACGCCACCGAUGCGUUGUUGUCCAACGGAGACGCGACGGCCUCGCAGCGCGCGCUACAGCAGUCCACCGUUGCCGGCGCCGGCUCAGGCACUGACGUCGAUAGACCGUUACUCACUUCCUAAAACAUCACUGU
Papilio machaon (common yellow swallowtail) is the source of this 3317-nucleotide messenger RNA. RefSeq names its product adenylate cyclase type 3 (gene Ac3). Lineage: Eukaryota; Metazoa; Arthropoda; Insecta; Lepidoptera; Papilionidae. Gene Ontology annotation, molecular function: adenylate cyclase activity. Gene Ontology annotation, biological process: intracellular signal transduction; cAMP biosynthetic process; adenylate cyclase-activating G protein-coupled receptor signaling pathway. The transcript has 21 exons. The record is from RefSeq and is a predicted model, not a curated record. The coding region runs from base 73 to 3306 and encodes 1077 amino acids.